AUGGGUGCUAGUUGCAAAGAUCAAAGAAAGGCGCUUGCUAUAUGUUUACAAAGAUCUCCAUGUGUUCUACUAGAUCGACACACACCGAAAGAAUGUUUAACUGAUCCCGAAUUGAAAAAGGACUUGCCUGAACUAUGUAAGGCACAAUUCAGAGCCUUUAUGGAAUGCAAGAAUGGGAUGUUUGAUAUGCGAAAAAGAAUGAGAGGUAAUGCACCUUUAUCAACUGGUAAAUACGAUGAAACUUUUGAUAAUUUAUCUACUGGGAAUUUUGAUCCUCGUGAGGAAAUAAGAAAAUUGGAUGUGUUGAAUAGAAACUUGUCUAGACAGCAACAAGCUCAAGAAAAGAAAGAUUAA
Messenger RNA from Candida dubliniensis CD36, 354 nucleotides. RefSeq lists its product as uncharacterized. NCBI's taxonomy places the organism in Eukaryota, Fungi, Ascomycota, Pichiomycetes, Serinales, Debaryomycetaceae. Gene Ontology annotation, biological process: mitochondrial respiratory chain complex IV assembly. The coding region runs from base 1 to 354 and encodes 117 amino acids. The transcript is spliced from 2 exons. The record is from RefSeq and is a predicted model, not a curated record. Gene Ontology annotation, cellular component: mitochondrion.